AUGUCGAUUUCUGUUAGUUCUCAAAAUGAAACCUCAAAGUUGGAAAGAUUAGGAGCUCAUUCUCAUAUUAAAGGAAUUGGCUUAAAUGACAAUUUAGAGCCAAAAGAAUCGAGCGAUGGAAUGGUAGGCCAGGUGAAGGCUCGCCGAGCUGCAGGUGUAAUUCUUCGAAUGAUCCAAGGAGGAAAAAUUGCGGGUCGCUCUAUACUCAUGGCUGGACCACCAUCAACUGGUAAGACAGCUAUCGCAAUGGCUAUGUCCCAAACUCUUGGCUCAGGUACUCCAUUUGUCUCGCUUUCUGCCAGUGAAGUGUAUUCCUUGGAAAUGUCAAAGACUGAAGCUUUACUACAAGCACUCCGGAAAAGCAUUGGCGUUCGUAUCAAAGAAGAAACAGAGAUAAUCGAAGGUGAAGUCGUGGAGGUCCAAAUUGAUCGUUCGAUCACUGGUGGUAAUAAGCAAGGUAAACUUACAAUUCGUACUACGGAUAUGGAAACGGUAUAUGAUUUGGGUACAAAAAUGAUUGAUGCUUUGACAAAAGAAAAGGUUCUGGCUGGUGAUGUUGUAACGAUUGACAAGUCUAUGGGUAAAGUCACAAAGUUAGGUCGUUCAUUCACAAGGGCUCGCGACUACGAUGCUAUGGGAGCAGACACUCGUUUCGUUCAAUGUCCACAAGGUGAAAUUCAAAAGAGAAAGGAACUUGUUCAUACUGUUUCCCUUCAUGAUAUUGAUGUCAUUAACUCUCGAACUCAAGGAUUCUUAGCUUUGUUUGCUGGUGAUACCGGUGAGAUCAAACCAGAAGUCCGUGAACAAAUCAACACCAAGGUUAGCGAAUGGAGAGAAGAAGGAAAAGCUGAGAUUUCUCCUGGUGUAUUGUUUGUAGACGAAGUUCAUAUGCUUGACAUUGAGUGCUUCUCAUUUUUUAACCGUGCUUUGGAAGAUGAACUUGCUCCUAUAGUUAUCAUGGCCUCUAAUCGAGGUAUCACUCGAAUUCGUGGAACCAACUACCGUUCGCCUCAUGGUAUCCCUGUGGACUAUUUAGAUAGAAUGCUUAUUAUUUCCACCCAAACUUACUCUCAUGAGGAAGUCAAAGAAAUUUUGCAUAUUCGUUGUCAAGAAGAAGACGUUGACAUGGCGCCUUCUGCUUUGGAUUAUUUGGCGUCCAUCGGACGCGAAACUAGUCUUCGAUAUGCGUUACUUCUUAUUUCUUCUUCCAAUCAAAUUGCUUUGAAGCGCAAAAGUGCUACCAUUGAAGACUCCGACAUCAAACGUGUUUAUGACCUUUUCUUGGAUCAAAGCCGAAGUGUGAAAUACUUGGAAGAGUAUGAGAAGAACUAUGUUGCCGAAACCGAAUGGCCUGCCACUGAAGAUGCUGCAUCCAUGCAAGAAGACUAA
Schizosaccharomyces osmophilus is the source of this 1389-nucleotide messenger RNA. It is a transcript of the gene rvb2, whose product is annotated as ASTRA/Swr1/Ino80 complex AAA family ATPase Rvb2. Gene Ontology annotation, biological process: regulation of transcription by RNA polymerase II; box C/D snoRNP assembly; chromatin remodeling. The record is from RefSeq and is a predicted model, not a curated record. The coding region runs from base 1 to 1389 and encodes 462 amino acids. Lineage: Eukaryota; Fungi; Ascomycota; Schizosaccharomycetes; Schizosaccharomycetales; Schizosaccharomycetaceae. Gene Ontology annotation, cellular component: Swr1 complex; Ino80 complex; R2TP complex. The transcript is spliced from 2 exons. Gene Ontology annotation, molecular function: ATP hydrolysis activity; DNA helicase activity; ATP binding.